This is a messenger RNA of Dufourea novaeangliae, 2157 nucleotides long. RefSeq lists its product as uncharacterized. Bases 337 to 2157 code for a protein of 606 amino acids. Lineage: Eukaryota; Metazoa; Arthropoda; Insecta; Hymenoptera; Halictidae. The record is from RefSeq and is a predicted model, not a curated record. The transcript is spliced from 7 exons.
UUUAUUAUUGUAAUCGUCACGUAAGCUGUGGAUUAUAAACAGUUUUUUAAUGUGCAUCAAUCGUAUAAAGUUUGUUAUGGUCGAAAAACAGUUCCAAAGAGUGUUGUUGAUUUUAUGUAUUUUGAUGCAACAUGCCUUGUCAAAUGUGUACAAAAAUAUAUAGUGUUUAUGAGGAAAAAUAAGAAGCAGUAAGAUUUAAUAGAAUAUUAACUAAUUUUCAUAAUAUCAAAGCUACUAGAACCGAAAAGGUUAUGUUACCGCGCAAUCUUCAAAAGCUGAAAGAAUACCUUAAGAGACGAACGAAGACUGAAGUGCAUAAAUCAGAUAGUAAUUAUAAUGAGAACUGGAACAAUGUUCGAUAGCCGUGAAAUUGGAAAACGAAUACGUCGGUUGGUUGAUGGAAAUUAUUCAUAUCGGAAGAUUCUUAUCCUAAUUAUCAUUUGCGGUGGCAUAUUGCUUUACUUUGGUCCACCUUUUGCACAAUGGCUAUUUUCUUCUACUGGAGAAUCAACGCAAGCAUUUGAAGAGUAUUGUCUCAGUGAAAGGCUGGCUCCAUUUCGGUUAGAUGCUGAAGAGUAUAAUGUAAAUAUACUUCAUAAUCCACCAAAGGAGACAGAUAAACGUUAUUUACCAUAUAUUGGCAAUGGAAUUUUUGGCAUUCCAAUUUCACCUGAUGCUUGGUUAUACAUUAAACGAGGACGAGCAUUAUCCUUACAAGUGCAAUGGCAACCAUUGAUUUCACAUCCUUUAUCCAAAGGGAACUUUCAUAAGGAAGCUACGGUUACUGAUUUUACAAAUGGAAUUGUUUAUCAAUAUCAGUGCCUCAGAGACAAGUAUUACACAGAAUUCCAGUAUUAUGCUCACAGAGUGUUUGAUGCAAUAAUGGUUCAACAUAUAAAGAUAGUGAAUCCAUUUUCACUUUCCCAAAAUGUACCAUUGAAGCCUCAAGUAUCUGCACAUUGGAGCAACGCUCGCAUGGAAUCAAUUAAAAUUCAAGUAGAUGAUUUUAAACAUGAGUACAGCCUAAUUUCCGGUUUUGUUCCACUGCCUAAUUCAAAUAAGGUUGUAACUGUUGCAAUACUUUACAAAGUCCCUCCAAGAAUAAUACAAGUUAAAGCAAGAAGUACUGUAAAUCUGAAGUACUUCACAAGUAUACAAUACAGCGAACCUGUAUUUAUUGAGGAUUAUCAUACGCAGUAUGAAAUGACAAAGAAGAAAGCUAUUGAGGCAAUGAAAAGAGUAAUCAGAAUUCAAAAACGAAAUUUGAAAACUAGUCAUAGUAACCUUUGGCAAAGUUAUUGGUAUACGAGUCUUAGAAUAAGCGAUUCCAAAGCCGAUGGUGCUAUUAAUGGUGACAAAAUAAAUUCCACUAUUUAUUACGUGCUGUCUCACGUUUCAAAGGGUAUCCGAGAUGUAGAGAAAAAUGUAGCUAUGAAUGAAGGUUGUUAUCGUGGACAUCAUACUUUAGAUGCACCACGUUUAUGGAAAGAUACAUCUACUAUUGAUGGUGUGAACAAUGUAGUUGAAGCAUGGUUAAUUACUCUGGAAAAACAAGGGUGCCAUCAUUUAAUGACAGGUGAUCCAUCAGCAGUACAACAAGCAAUUGUUCUAAGCCUUGGCAGUCUACGAUUUAGCAAUCAACACCUUGAAUUUAAUAUUGAUCCACAGUAUCUUCAUCGAGAUUAUUUAUUCAGAAAAAUAAGUUACGGUAAUGUAACUCAUUUAAAUAUAUCAGUAACAGUCGGAGAAGAUAAUCGGGCAAUUUUAGGAGUAGCUUUAGAUAAAAGUGACAGCGUCUAUUUUGGCUGCGAUGCAGGCUGUUUAGAUGCGCCUGUCUCUUUAAGUCAGUCAUAUACAAAUUUUCCUGUGAAAUUAACAAAACCACUGACGGCUAUAUUAUAUAUAACAUCUGAUCAUCAACAUAUGCAAGAUCUGCGAAAUGCGUUGCACGUUCAUGCAGUAAACGAUGCUCCUGCACACGAUCACCUUGUAAUGGCUUUACACAAACAUGGAUAUCAACUUGGUGGGCUACCAACACUUUUUUGGGUUAGCAUUUGUUUUCUUAUAUUUGUGUUUCAUCUGUUUCUUUGUAAACUUAUUAUUAAUGAAUAUUAUGGUCAUCAAGAUAAACAGAAAGUCAGAUAUAGUAAGUUAUGA